This is a messenger RNA of Peronospora matthiolae, 555 nucleotides long. The record is from the annotation of a GenBank genome assembly. Lineage: Eukaryota; Oomycota; Peronosporomycetes; Peronosporales; Peronosporaceae.
AUGAAUAUGUUGGAUGAUGAAGAUGACCAAAGCUUUCACGCUACGCGUGACGGCUACUCCCAUUUGAGCGAUGUCGAAUGGGAUGCGGUUGAACGAAUGGGUUCGACCAUGGGCAUCCAUGCUGUUAGCGUCAUUCUAGAGGCUCUCAAUAGAGAUGCCCAACAUGCUACUAUCGCCAAGUUCAUUCAAAAUGAACUUGACGCAGAACGCGAGAAAGUAGCCUUGCUUCACCAACAAGGUUCUCAACAAGCAGAGUUGUUGAGAGAACAGGGUGCUCAACAGUUUGAACUGUUGAGACAGCAGCAGGCUGCUGCUGGUGGGUCGAUGCACUCGCGUCGACCCGAGACCUUGAAGAUUGACAUCUCCAGCUAUAGGGGAGUCGAAGAGGACUCCCUCUUGAGAUGGCUCGUCGAAUUAGACGACACCAUAAGGACGCGUCGCAUCGACGAUGGGGAAAUGCAAGUUGCAUUUGCCCAGUCAAAUCUGGCAGGACGUGCCAAGACAAGGGCACUGGGGAUUAAGUUGCACGACCCAUAUGCGUUUGGGUCGUUGUAA